Messenger RNA from Haplochromis burtoni (Burton's mouthbrooder), 1716 nucleotides. Its product is annotated as vitamin D3 hydroxylase-associated protein. Gene Ontology annotation, molecular function: fatty acid amide hydrolase activity; amidase activity. The record is from RefSeq and is a predicted model, not a curated record. The annotation marks the transcript as partial. The transcript is spliced from 8 exons. Lineage: Eukaryota; Metazoa; Chordata; Actinopteri; Cichliformes; Cichlidae. Gene Ontology annotation, biological process: fatty acid catabolic process.
AACUAACAAGCAUUAACUGGUAGAAAAAUGCAAGGCUAAAUAGGUGGGCUUUUAACCGCGAUUUGAAGGAUUGAAUGGAAUCAGACUCAGUUAUUCCAUAGAUUGGGUGCAGCCAAGGCAAACGCUCAGUCACCUCUAGUCUUCAGCCGGGAUCUCGGCAGUACCAAGAGUGACUGGGAAGAUGAUCUUAGUACUCUAGCAGGGGUGUAUAAUCUAAGUAGCUCAAUGAGGUAGCUUGGAGCUACAGUAUAUUGUUAAUUCAGCUGGGCGAUAUAAGAUUUUUUCAUAUCACGAUAUGCUUUUUUCAUUUCAGGCCAUAAUGAUAUAUAUCACGAUAUAAGCCAAAUGACUACAUUUGUAGUUGUAUCCAUAAUUUCUUGGAGCUAAUGAAUUUUACAGUGUUGAAUGAAGUUUAUGUGUUAUGCUAUUAAUUACAUAGCAUAUUGAUUUUUUGUUAGUGGGUUAAUCACUCUUUCUCACGCUCAUAUUAGUUGUUGGUGGCUACUGGUUAAUGAGUCACUAAAAAAGGCUUUUUGUCUGUCCUGAAGUUAAUCAACCCUACAUGCUCACCACGCCCACUUUAGUUCACAGCUAAAACAAGGCAAGCCUGUCGCGUUUAAACAGCUGUGUGUUAGGUCCAUGUGGCAUUUAAACCAAUUUGCAGCCCCAGGACAAAGACGAAAGUCACGCAGAACACUGAACCGUUUAUUAAGAGAGUGAAGAUGGACAAGUGGACAGCGGCUCUGCUCACUGGUGUUGCCUGCAUUGUGGGAUACCUGGUUGUGCGGGUGAAAAAGAUCAACAGCCUCCGACAGGCGGAGGAAAAGAUACAGAGAGCCAGAAACAGGAGAGACGAGAGCUUGCAGCGGGCAGAGCAGGCGGUGCUCCGGUACAAACAGUCGCAUCCGACAACUGACUCUGCUUUGAUCCUGACACUCUCCCUGUCUGAGCUGACAAAGCAACUGAAGGAAGGUUUACUGCGCCCCGAGGAUGUGCUUUACUCUUACAUGGAAAAGACUCUGGCUGUAAACAAAAAGCUGAACUGCUGCACUGAAAUUUUGCUGGAGAGUUUGGACCAGCUGACAACUGUUGGCUCCAACAAGGAUGGUCUCUUGUACGGAGUUCCAGUUAGCGUCAAAGAAAAUAUUACAUUUAAGAAUCAUGACUGUUCUUGUGGUGUGGUCAUUAACCUGGACCAGCCCGCUGAAAAGGACAGUGUGCUUGUUCAAGUCCUGAAGAAACAAGGAGCUAUUCCCUUUGUGAGAACCAACUUGCCUCAAGCUCUUUUAAACUAUGACUGCAGUAAUCCUAUCUACGGGCAGACUGUGAACCCUCAUAACCCCCAGAAGACCUCUGGAGGUUCAUCUGGUGGGGAGGGGGCUCUCAUCGGGGGAGGGGGCUCCCUGCUUGGUAUAGGCACUGAUAUAGGUGGCAGUAUCCGUAUUCCUGCAUCCUUCUGUGGAAUCUGUGGUUUCAAGCCAACUGCAGGUCGGCUCAGUUUACAGGGCCUUCGUCCAAUUUAUCGAGGGCAAAAGUCAGUGCCGUCAUCUCCUGGACCCAUGGCAAGAGAUGUGGACAGCCUGGCUCUGUGCAUGCAGGCACUUCUUUGUGACCACAUGUUUUCUUUGGACCCCACUGUUCCACCAUUACCUUUUAACAUGGAGAUAUACAGAAGCUCCAAACCUCUAAGGAUUGGUUAUUUGGAAAGCAAUGGCU